CUCUCUUUCUCUCUCUGUCUCUCUCUCUCUCUCUCUCUCUCUCUGUCCCUUCCUCCCUUCCCCUUUCUUCCUCUCCCGCGCGCGCGCGGCUUUUCGCUCGCUCUUUUCCAUACCUAUACCUUGACUCGCACGCGCUUACUAUGCGCCCUGAGAGCACGUUUAUUACUAUGAGAUAAUGAGCUGCUCGGUAAAGAUCUCGUCUGGGAAGAGUUGGAGCGGAUCGCAGAGGAGGAUCAGCUCGUUGGCGGAGGAGAAUACGUGCCCUUCUCCUAACGGCGCUGCUUCGAGUUGCGCCCUCUUGCAGACGAUUCAAACGACCAAUAACGUAUUGGUCGCGUCCUCGCUCGCUACCACGUAUACGACUACGUCGAGCACGGGUUUGGAAACGAUAACUGCUACAACGGCAACGGCGACGACGACGACGACAACGACGACGACGACGAUCGGCGGUCCUGCUGCGGUGGCUGCUAACAUAGCCGGUGUUUACGGUGCCGGUGGCACCGCCGCAGGCGGCGUCGGUCAAAGGAUCGCUACGCCACGCCCCGUCAAGUCGAUCACUACGAAGAAAGGAGAAGACACGAGCAAGCUGCUCAAGUACAUCGACGAUAACGUCAUCGGCAAGAACGGCACCUUCUUCGGACCGUUCGGCCGCAGGAAAGUCGUCUUUUGCGAUUAUACGGCAACAGGAAGGUCGCUACAAUUUCUCGAAGAGUACAUCGCGAAGGAGGUCCUGCCAUGUUUGGGCGACACUCGAGCAUCGACGUCCAUCUGCAGUCUACAAUCCUCUCUCUUCAGGCACGAAGCAAGAGACAUCGUUAGGCAUGCCGUUGGUGCCGACGACCAGGAUGCGGUUUUAUUCACGGGUCAAGGUUCGGCCGGUGCCCUUCGCACGCUUCUGCGACAUCUCGAUCUCUCAAAAUCCACCGUAGUUUUCGUGGGCCCGUUCGAGAACCACGACAACCUACAGCCGUGGCGUGAAUAUGGUGUCAAGAUAAUACGAGUGUCCGAAACCCGAGAGGGUUUCUUGGAUUUGAACGAACUCGAACGAGGUCUGGCCAAGAUGCGUGCGGAAGGCGUUGCGCAAAUGAUCGGGUGCUUCAGCGCGGCCAGUCGUAUAACCGGGGUUUUGACGGAUGACGUUGCCACGACCCUUCUUCUACAUCAGUACGGUGCCCUCAGUGUCUGGGACUAUACCACUGCAGCGCCGUAUACUCAGAUCGACAUGAAUCCGCAUCUACCGGGAAUGAGCGAAUCCACGGCGCACAAGGAUGCAAUUUUCUUCGCUGGGCACAAGUUCGUAGGGGGCGUCCAAUCCCCCGGGGUACUCGUCAGUAAAAAAUUUCUUCUAAUGGACGAGACUAGAGCCGAAGACAUGAGGGACAGUCAUCGGUACCUGACCGAUCCCGAGCUUCGCGACGAAAGUGGAACCGCCGGAGUGGUGGAAAGCAUUCGUUGCGGACUGGCGAUUCAACUGAAGGAGAACGUGACGCCACGGGCGAUCGUCAAUCGUCAAGACAAAAUUUCCAGGCAAGUGCUGGCCCACGUACGCACAAUUCCAGAAUUGAUUUUACUCGGGAGCGCAUCGCAAAACGUCAAAAGGCUACCCAUCUUCUCGUUCAUGGUCCGGCACCCGCGUGGCACGUUUCUCCAUCACAAUUUCGUGUGCGCCGUGUUAAACGACGUUUUCGGCAUACAGGCCAGAAGUGGGUGCGCUUGCGCCGGCCGUUACGCUCACAAUUUGAUGGGAAUCGACGCGGAACUGGCGAAGGAGUACGAAAAUUUAUUGACGCAGAGUCGAGCCAACGAGGGAAGCGAGGAGGUCAACACCGAAGCACUGAGGCCCGGAUUCGCCAAGCUUUCCUUCCCCUACUUCAUGUCCGAGGCCGAAGUCGCGUUCAUUUUGGAGGCCUUGAAGAUGGUGGCCACCGAGGGAUGGAAGCUCUUACCGCAAUACGUUUUAAAUCCUCAGACCGGCGAGUGGCGGCACCACACCAACGGCAUAUUGAAGGAACGAAAAUUGUUGGGUACUAUCAGAUACACCGACGGCAGAAUGAACGCGUCCGAAAGGAGAGCGUCCGGAUCGGGCGCUUUUCCGCAAAGCUACGCGGACUGCCUGCAAACGGCUCGAAAUAUUUUCAAUCGUGCGCGUAAGAUGGCACAAAGGUAUCCCCUGCAAACCGAUCGUAUCUUUAACUUCAUCUCGGAACAAACGGAACCGUUGCGCUGGUUCAUGUUACCGAGCGAGGCGCAAGAUCUGCUUCUGGGAAAUUCUCAAAACGUGAAGCAGGAAGUACCUUUCAAUCCCACGUUAGCCUCGCACAGGAUCGCGCACGCGACACCGGUAACGAGCACGCACGAGAGUCUCGUUAACAGUUUGACCACGGCCAACGGCAUGAGACGCCUGAACAGCGACAUUCCUCGAACCGGCAAUAUUCCCAUAUCGCCGAAUUCGCCGCGACAUCGAAGUCUUCCCGCGUUGAGCACGAUAAGGAGAAACGCGAGCGCGUCGACGACCGAGGCCAAGGCUAGUACGUCGGAGGAGAUCGACGGCGGCACCGACGACAAGCGAUCGAUGCGAACCGAGAGCGGGAAUUCGUCGACUGGUCACAAGUCCCCCGCCACUUGCCCGAGCUCGCCGAUGCCGAUACGAUUCGCCGUGGGCGAGGCGGUCACGCCGUCGGCCCUCUCGUGCAUGUCUCACGCGGUGGUCGAUCGACCGAUGAAGGAACAGAGAGAUUUGAUAGAGGCGAGGGACGGCGGACGCGCAAGGUGCAAUUCCUUGGGUAGUACGACCGGGACGAGUAACAACGCGAGCAGCAAUCGGUCCGGUAUGUCCUCCUCGUCCUCGCCCAUACCGGUACUCCCCUUGAGCCCUCAAACGUUGACGAGUUUGGGUUUCACGCCGCCGCGCUCGGACGUUAACGGGUCGAAACAGAAACGACUUCAUUGCAGCUGCAGCAGCCAGACGGAGCUUAAUUCCCUCGAGUUGGACGCGAUGAGCAAUCUGAGCCAUUCCAUAUCGUCUUUCAAUUAUCACGGCGUCGCCUCCCCGCCCUCCUCGUAUUCCUCGGUCGGAGAGUACGCGGAAAGGCUCGUCGGCGGUGGUAGGUCCUCGCCCAUAUACUCGAACGUCGGUCAAAGAUCCGACGACGAUUUGAGCGCUUACUUGAAGGAAGUAACGAAGGAGCUGGCGACGGAGAUAAAAUCGGAGAUUCGCGAGGUCAUAUCCAAGGUAGACGACGCGCUCUCGGAGGCCAACACCUCCGAGAAUACUCCCCAGCAUCACUCGCGCAAUCACAGCGCCGUUAGCCAGGUCUCCAACGAGGACAGACAGUUCAGGCACGAUUCCUUUACGGCCAGCGACAUCGCCGAAUAUUUGAUGGAAUUUUCGAAGGAAAUGGCGAGCGAGGUCAAGUCCGAGAUCAGGUGUAUGGUGAACGCGGUCGACGGGCUUCACAGGCACUCGCCGGACGCCUCGGCCUCGGACGUGUCGUCGAACGGAUGCGAGUCCCCGGACAGAGGGGGGAGAGUUUCGUUAUCGAACGCUUCUCCUCGGGUAUCGAAUUCCAGAAAACACGGUACCUCCGAGAUAACCGGUAAGAUCGGCGAAUUGACGCAACAGGAGAGCAAGAUGUCCAGCGAGUGUUCCUCCGACGAGACGGUGAUCUUCGUGAUGAAGCCGACGGAAACCGAACGGAUGAUCGCCGGUAAUCGUGCCAAAACCGACGACGAGAACGACGUGGACGACGACGUGGACGACGAUUCCCACGAGCGUACCGGACCGGAGGACAUGGGCGACGCUAGGAAGAUCCUACCAAAGAUUUAUUCGGCCGUGAAUUCGGUAAGUUCUCAGGACAGUGGGAUCAACCUUUCCUUUCACGAAAGCGACAAGUCGAUCGAAUCGACGGAAUUGAAACGUAGCAGUAGCGCCGAAUCGAAUUCUACGAACAGUUACGGUCGAAAGUCUAGAACGACGAACUCGAUGUCUGGUUUAUCCGGUAAAUCUUCCUCGAAACAGCUCGUACGUCAGAACGACGAUCUCUCGGAGGACGAGGAGCUGUCGUCGGACUUGCGAGAGGAGGACGGCGAUCCGGAGGAGGAAGAGGGUUUGAAGUUCGAAGGUAAAGACGAUACGAGGAACGUUCAGCCGCGCGUUCAAUGGUACUCCGCACCGAGAAACAUUUGGAAACCAACGGUCGAGGCUAUACAGGAGUUCGACAUGAUUCGCGACAACGACAGGGUGCUCCUGUGUCUGUCGAUACUGGGAAAGGAUUCGUUGUCUCUCUUGCACACGCUACAUCAGUACAGAUUGCACGCGAGGUCAAAGGGAAUCGAUUUCGAGAUCGGCGCUGCCACGAUCGACACCGGUGGCACGACGUUCGAUCGGCUCGAGACUACGAGACAUUUCAAGGUUUUGGACGUUCCUUACUUUUACGAAGAGUUGGCGAUCGAUUCGACGACGACCACGACGACGACUGUGACGCCGACGCCGACGCCGACGCCGACGCCGACGACGACGACGACGACGACUACGACUACGACGGGCACGGAGAGUCAAGCCGAGGAGUCCCUUUCCAACGAAGCCUGCAGCUUUUGCAACAGAUCCAUCAGAGCGCAAUUGUACGCGAUCGCGAAACGUCACGGUUACAACGUAUUGGCACUCGGACAACACUUGGACGACCUGACGGAAGGCUUCCUCUCGUCGGUCUUUCACGGUGGCCAACUAAAGACCAUGAAGGCGCAUUACUACAUUCGCCGACAAGAUCUCCGGGUCAUCAGACCCUUCGUCUACGUCAGCGAGAAGGCUUUGAGACAAUUUUCACGAGGCAAACGAUUCGCUUCGUACGAAUCAAAAACGAGUGAACUUUCGGAGAAACAGAAACACGGCAAAGAUAUAUUGAUCCAACAACAGGAACGAGCUUAUCCGCGUAUAUAUUGGUCCGUACGUACGGCCCUUCGGCCGUUAAUAAUUUCGCACGGACAGUUGCCGGACUUCGACGCUACUUGCAGCAAUAUGACCAAUAGUCCGAGCAGUAGCAGCGGGGUCAGCAGCGUCAGCACCGCCAGUAGCAGCAACGCCGCCGCCAACGGUGGUAGUAAUCAACAAAAGAGGUAUCGAAGGACGAAAACGAAUUCGGUUUCCUCGGCGUCGACCGUCCACCAUUCGUCCUCCCAACGACUCGACGACAACGACGAGACCGACGAGGAGCCGGUCCUUUGAGGAGGACCGUUCGCGAGAUGGGAUCCAAAGCGGCGUCCUUCAGUCUCAUCUUCGCGUGCACGUCGACGAGUACCCCCGUCUACGUCAGCCCUUCUCGCACGAAGGAGACGACAGCGUUUCGCCGCUAUGAACGCCGCGGCUGUCGUCGUUGCGAACGAACCGGAGUCGUUCGAGCAUUGAACGAAAGGAAAACGGAAAGGGAAACGACUAAAUUCCAACGAUUGUCCAUCGCUUUGUUUCGCAAACAACGACGACGCGCACAUUUUGACUUUGGAGUUCGCUUGAAACUUUACGUGAUACAGAACGAGCGACGACGAGAUCAUCGAAUCUUUCUUCUUUUUCUUCCGCCGAACAUGUCGGUUUCUUUUCCUAGUACAUGUAUGUGUAUGUAUUAUGCGUUGGCGUGCGCGAGUCUGACCAGCCGAGAGGGAAACUCGGAGAGGAUCGAGCGUCGACGGCGAUUACGGCGAUGGCGGCUGAAAAGCGCAAGAGAACGUAAACGAAAGAAAGGUCGCUCUUGUCGGUAUCGCUACCGAUUUGUUUUAGAUGGAAGACGACGGAAAGGUCUCGAUCAUUCGAUCUACUCGCGAUCGAGAGAAACACGGACGAUACAACGAUAAAGUGUUUGGUAUACGUAGAGUCGUCUCGAGGAGAGGACGUGGACCACCGUGUCGCGUUUGUGCGUCGAACGCUCGUCGAACGCUGUCGAACCGCUUAGCGCACUCGUUAGCGCGUAUAACGUCGUUAGAAAGAAUUUCGAAGUGGAUUUUGACGUUAGGAUUCUUCGUCGAUUAGUAGAUAAAAGCGGGAAAAUGGAAAAGCGUCGGGAUACACGAAAGCAGUUUUAUUCGUCUUAGCUGAAACGAGUCUCGUAUCGUUUCGAAUACUCUAAGACGAUUUUUUUCGCGCGGUCAAGAAAAUUGUCGGCCUUGAUGUUCGAACGUUUUGCGAGAGGGAUAAAUAAUAUACGUUGGACGCGCUCGCGUGUACGUAUGAUUAUCUAAAGAUAAUUCUACGACGCUUUCCAGAUUCCAUUUAUUUCGAUUGUCCGCAACGCACGGCAUUGCAUGCACGCAUAAACGCUUAUGCAGAAGAGAAGAAUGACGAAGAAAAUGAAAGAAACGCGAACGCUGUUUAAACGAAUCAACCGAAAAUCUUAUUCUUCUCGAGUGAUAAUAAUCGUAACUGGGAUUAUCUAACUCAACUCUUAAUGGACAUUAUCAUUAAUUCAUGCUCCUUCAUAUCUGUAAUCUACGUUAGACCGACAUUAGUAGUUGCGAACGAACGUUUCGCGCUGUGAAAGGCGCGAAUGGGAAGG
This is a messenger RNA of Vespula pensylvanica (western yellowjacket), 6539 nucleotides long. RefSeq lists its product as uncharacterized. Bases 176 to 5221 code for a protein of 1681 amino acids. Lineage: Eukaryota; Metazoa; Arthropoda; Insecta; Hymenoptera; Vespidae. The transcript has 9 exons. The record is from RefSeq and is a predicted model, not a curated record.